This is a messenger RNA of Gilbertella persicaria, 3120 nucleotides long. RefSeq names its product glucose-6-phosphate dehydrogenase. The transcript has 4 exons. NCBI's taxonomy places the organism in Eukaryota, Fungi, Mucoromycota, Mucoromycetes, Mucorales, Choanephoraceae. The coding region runs from base 1 to 3120 and encodes 1039 amino acids. Gene Ontology annotation, cellular component: cytosol. The record is from RefSeq and is a predicted model, not a curated record. Gene Ontology annotation, molecular function: glucose-6-phosphate dehydrogenase activity; NADP binding. Gene Ontology annotation, biological process: pentose-phosphate shunt, oxidative branch; glucose metabolic process.
AUGUUGAGAGCUUCUCGAUGGUAUGCUAAAGAAGCUAUUCGUUUCAACAAUCAACCACGCCGUCUCUUGAGUACACAAGUACAAGACAAACCUUCUGGAUCCAUAAUGGGCAAAUUGCUUGGAUUGACAGUGGUAUUAGGUUCAGCCUAUAGUGGAGCAUCUUAUUAUGCUACUAUGGAUCCAGCAUUCCAUCAGACCUGGACAACCAAUGUUCCUGGCGCCAAAGAGACGGUCGCAUUGAUGGAAGAUAUCCAAAAGAACCAAGAAUUAAGCAAGUCUCCAGAAUGGAAGAAACAAGCAGAGGAAUAUGCUUCAACAGCUAAAUCGUAUGGCAACAAACUUCAAGCCUCCACUCAGGAUGCUAUUGAUUAUGCUACCAAUGCCUAUCAAACCUUGACUGGUCAAAAACCAGUGUCUACAUUAGACAUGCCAUCCCAACAGCAUGUAGAUACCUUGACCACGACACCUACCACUACCACUACAGUUCAAUGGACCACAGAUAAACCCGCACAACCUGCUGUUGUGGCCGUGGCUAUUGAGAAACCCGAACCUAUUGUGAUCAAGCGUAUUCAGUCCAACCAUGCUGUUGUUCGUGAACUCUCUCAGAUUGUGUAUGAAUUGGCUUCUAUCUUGAAUGAAUCUGGAUUGUCUGGAUUAGGUCGUGAUAUCAUCAAAGAAGCCAAUCUCAAGAUUGAACAACUCGGUCAAGAGUACAGUGCUUUAGAUGGCCAACAACAAGCUAUUUUGGAUGCUUUAAAGCAACUGAAUGCACAAGGGGAUAAGAUGGAAGGUAGCCUUGAAGCCUUUCAUGUCCAGGCCAAGCAAUCCAUCGAGAAAGCACAUGCAGACACAGCUGCUACCAUUGUAGCCCGUGAAGCUCAACUCAAGAACCAAUUUGAACAAACAAGGGCUGAUAUGAAGACCAGUUUUGCUCAACAGUUGGCUGCCGACCUCAAAAACCAACAAGCACGAUUGGAAAAGGCACGCGAAGAAGCACUUGUGGCACAAGCACAAGAAUUACAAGCUCGUUUUGUCAAGCAAGUCAAAUUGUUGGUUGAACAAGAAAGAGCAGGUCGUUUGGCUCAAUUGGACCAUCUCUCCAAGCGAUUCAAGGCAUUAGAGACAGACGCUAUUCAGAAUGCAGAGGCAUUGGAUACAUCGCGUCAAUAUCACGUCAUUCAUGUUGCUGUGGACGCUUUGGAAGAUGCACUUGAACAGAAACAAUCUUUUGUAGAUGAAUUACAGGUCUUGUCCAGCCAUACCACAGACCCAGUGAUCCAUACUGCCUUGAGUGUGAUUCCUAAAGAAACAGCUGAAGAAGGUGUUGAUACCAUCAGUCAAUUGUCCACUCGAUUUGAAUUGAUUUCAGAGGAGAUUCGUAAAGUGGCUCUUGUGCCUGAAGAUGGUGGAUUUGGUUCUCAUAUCAUCAGUCACAUCAUGGCCUGGUUGAUGUUUAAGAAACAGGGUCUUGUUGAAGGGGAUGAUGUCGAAUCUAUUUUGGCUCGUACAGAUUAUUAUUUAAAGAGAGACAAUUUAGAAUACGCUGCCCGCGAAUUAAAUCAAUUAACCGGAUGGCCUAAAAGAUUGGCUCAAGAUUGGAUUCAAUCAGCCAGACGUCACUUGGAAGUGAAACAAGCAUUACAAGUAAAAGUACAAGACCGUUUACAUGAUGGUGUCACAUUUGUUGUGUUUGGUGCUUCUGGUGAUUUAGCCAAGAAGAAGACAUUUCCUGCUCUUUAUGCACUCUAUAAGAAUGGUUUCUUGCCUGAAAAGACACAAAUUAUUGGUUAUGCUCGUACCAAGAUGGAUAAAAAGGAAUUCCAUGAACGUAUUGAACCCAAUUUAAAAGGAGAAGACAAAGAAUUAAAAGGAUUCUUGGAUAUCUGUAGUUAUCAUCCUGGUCAAUAUGAUCAAGCAGAAGAUUUCAAGAAGCUCAAUGAGUCCAUUGAAGAGAUUGAAAAAGACUACAAGGAUGAACAAAAGAACCGUAUCUUUUAUAUCGCAUUACCUCCCAGUGCAUUCGUGUCUGUCUCGACAGGUCUUAAGGAGCAUGUGACCAGUAAGAAGGGUAAGACAUCCAUCAUUAUCGAGAAACCCUUCGGUAAGGAUCUCGAGAGCUCCAAUCAACUGUCUGAAGAUAUUUCGAAAUUGUUCUCUGAAGACCAAGUAUUCCGUAUUGACCAUUAUCUCGGUAAAGAAAUGGCCAAGAACCUGUUGAAUGUUCGUUUCUCAAACAUGAUCUUUAAUGCUCUCUGGUCUAAUACACGCAUUGAAUCUGUUCAAAUCACAUUGAAAGAACCCUUUGGCUCAGAGGGUCGUGGUGGCUAUUUUGAUGAAUAUGGCAUUAUUCGUGAUGUCAUGCAGAACCACUUGCUGCAAUUGUUAACGAUGGUUGCCAUGGAACGUCCUAUCUCGCGUCACGCUGAAGCUAUUCGGGAUGAAAAAGUUAAAGUGUUACGUUGCAUUAAGCCAAUCAAAUUAGAGGAUGCUCUUUUAGGCCAAUAUGUCAAAAAUGGGGAUAAACCAGGCUACACAGAAGAUGAGACUGUACCUGAUGACAGCUUGGCACCUACGUUUGCCGCUCUGACACUCUGGAUUGACAAUGAACGAUGGGCCAACGUUCCCUUUGUGUUGAAGGCAGGUAAAGCAGUCGACGCUCAAAAAGGUGAAAUCCGUAUUCAAUUCAAGAAGUUGCCCGGCAGUCUCUUUAGUGAUGCCACACGUAAUGAACUUGUGUUCCGUGUUCAACCUACAGAAGCCAUGUACAUGAAAUUCAAUAACAAGUCCCCGGGCUUUUCUCAAGAGAGCAUUGUGACUGAACUUGACCUAACUUAUGAAAAGCGAUACAAGAACAUGUAUAUUCCUGCUGCUUAUGAAUCCCUCAUUUUGGAUGUUAUGCGUGGUGAUCAUGCUAAUUUUGUACGUGACGAUGAACUAGAAGCUGCCUGGAGUAUCUUUACACCUCUUUUACAUGAAAUUGAACAAAAGAAGAUUAAGCCUGAAUCUUAUGCUUAUGGUAGCCGUGGUCCCGACAAUUUGGAUGCCUUUAUUCAAAAGUAUGGCAUUGAAAGAUUAGCCGAUCAAAGCUAUGAAUGGCCUACUCAAAGCCUUGAAAAUUAA